AUGAAGACUUCCAUCAAGGAUUGGAAGCGCUUGGGUCUCAAGGUCACCGUCUGUGGGCCGGAUGGCCGCGCACUUCCCGAGUACGAUCACUCCGACUCGGACCCCGAGAAUCACUACUACGUCAAGUACAUCGAGGUCGUGCCCGGCGAGUCGUUCAGCGUCAAUAUCCGCCGCUCGUUCUGGUUCUGGACUCGGCAGGAAGCCCUAUACGAGGCGCUGGAUGGGUGUUGGGUUCGUGGACUAGCUUGUCUUCGUUGGCGGCGGAGCAGCGUUCUCGACGGCUACCACAUGGACACUGGGAAGGACAUUUUAUGGAACCAGCAGUUCUUUGGCGAGAUGGAGGGCACGAAGGGCGGGCUUCCCCCCGACAGCAGCAUUUGGGGGAAGCUCGGCACUAUCGAGGUCCAGAUGCAGGUUGGAACUUUCAAGCUUCGACGUGAAAAGGGACUCAGUGUUGCCAGCCAGACACCCGCGUUCAAGGGCAGCACCAAGCAUGGUCUCUACACCUACAUCGAUGGCAAGACCAACUAUAGCUACCAGCUCCCCCGCAAGAUGUAUGGCCAUACUCCCAAGGCCAAGGCGCCUGUCCUCACUUUCCGCUUUGUCUACCGCACCACGGAGGCUCUCCAGGAGCUCGGCAUCAUCGCCGGCGGGUGCAACCCCAAGACGACCUCCGAGAAGUUUGACACUGAGAGCAUUGCGAGCGCGAGCACCGUUACCGUCCAGACCAACGCCCCGCUCAUCAAGACAAUCAGCAAUACCAGCUCUACUACAAGCUCGAGUACACUCCAUGAGUAG
Molecule: messenger RNA, 798 nt
Organism: Cutaneotrichosporon cavernicola
Lineage: Eukaryota; Fungi; Basidiomycota; Tremellomycetes; Trichosporonales; Trichosporonaceae
Exons: 8
Coding region: 1-798 (265 amino acids)
Source: RefSeq, a predicted model, not a curated record